Messenger RNA from Arxiozyma heterogenica, 1092 nucleotides. RefSeq names its product 3-isopropylmalate dehydrogenase (gene LEU2). The coding region runs from base 1 to 1092 and encodes 363 amino acids. Gene Ontology annotation, molecular function: 3-isopropylmalate dehydrogenase activity; NAD binding; magnesium ion binding. NCBI's taxonomy places the organism in Eukaryota, Fungi, Ascomycota, Saccharomycetes, Saccharomycetales, Saccharomycetaceae. Gene Ontology annotation, biological process: L-leucine biosynthetic process. Gene Ontology annotation, cellular component: cytosol. The record is from RefSeq and is a predicted model, not a curated record. The transcript has a single exon.
AUGUCUACUAAAAAAAUUGUUGUCCUUCCUGGUGAUCACGUCGGUCAAGAAAUUACCGAAGAAGCCAUUAAAGUUUUAAAUGCCAUUGAAUCUGUUCGUCCAAAUGUUAAAUUUGAAUUCCAACACCACUUGAUCGGUGGUGCUGCUAUCGAUGCCACUGGUGUUCCUCUACCUGAUGAAGCUUUAGCAGCUGCUAAGAAAGCCGAUGCAGUUUUAUUAGGUGCUGUAGGUGGUCCAAAAUGGGGGACUGGUGCUGUUAGACCAGAACAAGGUCUUUUGAAGAUUCGUAAAGAAUUACAAUUAUAUGCUAAUUUAAGACCAUGCAAUUUUGCAUCUGAUUCUUUAUUAGAUCUAUCUCCAUUAAAAGCUGAAUAUGCCAGGGGCACAGAUUUCACUGUCGUUAGAGAACUGGUUGGUGGUAUUUAUUUUGGUGAAAGAAAAGAAGACGAAGGUGAUGGUGUAGCAUGGGACUCCGAAAAAUAUUCUAUUCCAGAAGUUCAAAGAAUUACAAGAAUGGCUGCUUUCUUGGCUUUACAACACAACCCUCCAUUACCAAUCUGGUCAUUAGAUAAAGCUAAUGUCCUUGCCUCCUCUAGAUUAUGGAGAAAAACUGUUGAAAAGACUAUUAAAGAAGAAUUCCCAACUUUAACAGUACAUCAUCAAUUAAUUGACUCUGCUGCAAUGAUCUUAGUUAAGAAUCCAAAUCAAUUAAAUGGUAUUAUAAUUACCUCUAACAUGUUCGGUGAUAUCAUUUCUGAUGAAGCUUCUGUGAUCCCAGGUUCAUUAGGUCUAUUACCUUCUGCCUCCUUGGCUUCUUUACCCGAUACCAACACAGCCUUUGGUCUAUAUGAACCAUGCCAUGGUUCAGCACCUGAUCUACCAAAGGGUAAAGUUAACCCAAUUGCUACUAUCCUAUCUGCCGCCAUGAUGUUGAAAUUAUCUUUGAAUUUAGUCGAAGAAGGUAAAGCGGUAGAAGAAGCCGUUAGAAAAGUUUUAGAUUCAGGUGUCAGAACUGCUGAUUUAGGUGGUAACAAUUCUACAUCCGAAGUUGGUGAUGCUAUUGCAAAAUCUAUUAAAGAAAUUUUAACUUAA